This is a messenger RNA of Trichoderma harzianum CBS 226.95, 980 nucleotides long. RefSeq lists its product as hypothetical. The record is from RefSeq and is a predicted model, not a curated record. Bases 48 to 674 code for a protein of 208 amino acids. The transcript has a single exon. NCBI's taxonomy places the organism in Eukaryota, Fungi, Ascomycota, Sordariomycetes, Hypocreales, Hypocreaceae.
CUCUUGUUAAUUUUGCCUGAUAAAACUUGCCUUGAAUAAUACGAACCAUGCCCACCGACUUUGACAAACAAACCUAUUGGCAUCACCGCUUCGCCAACGAAACCUCCUUCGAAUGGCUGCUGAGUUCCGCCGACUUCAUUUCAAUCCUAAAACCUCUUCUUAUCAACCUUGAGCCUUCAUCAGCUCGUAUCCUACACCUCGGCUCCGGGACUAGCGACUUACACAACCACUUUCGUCAACUAGGCUUUCUAGACGUCACAAAUGUCGAUUAUGAGCCUCUAGCAGUGGAACGUGGACGACAACUUGAGCAACAAGCCUUUGGCGAUGUCAAGAUGAAGUAUUCAGUAGCAGACGCUACAAAAUCUUUAUUAUCAUCAAGCAACAGCAAUGACCAAGAAACACACAACAACGACAAAUUCGACCUUGUCGUCGACAAGAGCACCGCGGAUGCCAUCUCAUGCGGCGGAGACGAGCAGGUCCGUAACAUGGCCCAUUGCGUUAGGGAAUGUCUUGCGGAUGACGCCGUUUGGGUUUCAAUGAGUUACUCUGAGUCACGAUUUGACAUUGGCGAGAUUCCUUUUAACGUCGAGGUUUUGGCAAAGAUUCCGACGCCGAAAAAUGCAGCGACUGAUCCGGACAUCUUUCACUGGUGCUAUCUGCUGCGACCGAAAUGAAAGUCUGUUUGGAUGAGGGAGCGACUUUAAUUUGCAGUUGGAUUGGGAUUCCAACGGUUUUAUUCAACUAUGAAAGAUUAGCUGCUCAAAGAUGGAACAGUAACUGAUUGGAGAUGGUUCGGUUGCAAAAAGGCAGAAUCACUGGUGUGUGACAAACUCCUGGCUUCGAGGCCGGCUAUUCGGCAGAAGUAAAUGGUUAUACAAAAGUCUAUCUCUGCCUAGGAGCCUUGAUGUUUGCGAGUCAAGUUUAAAUUUGGAUAUAGACAAAAAAGGCAUCAACGCAAGAAACGAACAAUCUAUUUUACC